Besnoitia besnoiti is the source of this 2127-nucleotide messenger RNA. RefSeq names its product WD domain, G-beta repeat-containing protein. Gene Ontology annotation, molecular function: protein binding. Bases 1 to 2127 code for a protein of 708 amino acids. NCBI's taxonomy places the organism in Eukaryota, Apicomplexa, Conoidasida, Eucoccidiorida, Sarcocystidae. The transcript is spliced from 16 exons. The record is from RefSeq and is a predicted model, not a curated record.
AUGGAAGAUGCGGCGCGGCAGUCUCCGCGUUCUGCGAGGGAGCAGCCUUUGGCCUCUCCCGCCCGAACAGGCGCUGUUUCUUCUGGAAAAAUGAUAACUCCGAGAACUAGCCUUCCUCAGGACAGAUCCGCGGAAGAUCCAGAGUACAUCAUUGAACCCAUUGUUUUGAGCGACGAGGAUGCAGCUGAAGACGACUUGAACCUUGCCGAACUCGAGGAGGAACUUCGAGCGGCUCUCGCUGCGGAGAAACCGGAGCUGCAGACGCCAGGCGCGCCAGACACAGAAGGCCUCGCAACUCAAGCCGCGAAGCCGAACGAACUUGACGACUUCGAUCAGCUCAUGAAAGACACGAAAAAACUGAAGCGCGAACAGUUAGGAGGCCGUGAAGAUGGACUCUCCGUCGCGGUGGCGUGCAUCACGGAGAAGCACGAGGCGAUUGAAGACUUCAUCAGGUCUUUCCUCACUUCGUCUCACAUGCCCAAAACGCUUGCAUGCUUCCAGACAGAAUGGUACGACACCCAGCUUCAGAGAGAAAACCACAACUCUGCGGCUGUGGCUAAGAAGGAGCAGUGGAGGAUCCCGUCUGCGUUCCUGGCGAACCAGGAGUUGAGAGAGAAAGUUCUUCUGCUGGAGCAAGAAAAUCGGCGUCAGCGCGAAAUCACUGCAAAGGCCAUAGAGUGCUUCGACAAAUUCAAGAAAGAGCGAGACUUCCACCGACUACACCACCGCCGACUCAAACAGGAAAAAGCAAGGUGCACGCAGGAAAUAAAAUCUCUGCAGAAGAAACUCGAGGCGGCGCGCCCCGAGAUCGAAAGCCUCCAAGGGAAGUACAGAGCGAGCGUCCGCGAGAAGACGCUUGCGACUCUUGAUCGCAACCGCCUCGCUGCUCAAGUCGAAUCUCUCUCCUCUCAGCUCUCCUCUUCUUCAUCUUCUUCUUCCUCCUCUUCCUCUUCUUCCUCUUCUUCUUCUGGUUUUUCGUCUGUGGCAGCUGCGCGCGAGGCGCAUUGUGGAGAGGGCGAGGGCAAGCCCACCAACGGAGAUUCGAGGUGGCCUGAGCGGCGCCGCGUGAAUCCCCUUCUGAAGGCAGAGGCCGACGGAGGCAGUCCUCUUCGCGAGUGGAAGGGAGAAGGCGCGGAUGCGGAGCCUCAUCGCGGAGAAGAAAACGCGGGUUUCACAGGCGUGGCGCCCGAAGAGCGACGUCUCAGCCUUCAGUGCGCGCGCGUGUUUGAGGCGCACGGCGCUGCUGUCGUUGCGCUCGCCUUUCAUCCCAAAGUGCCGCUGCUUGCGACUGCCAGCGACGACGGUACUUGGAAACUCUGGAAGAUGCCGACCUCGGAACUCGUCAUGGAGGGUGCUGGCCAUACAGACUGGGUCAGCAGCGCGACGUUUCAUCCCUCUGCGGCCGUGUUGGCGAGCGCCUCUGGCGACUCCAAGGUGAUGCUGUGGAGCGUCUCAGAGGAGAAAAGCAUUCACACGUUCGGCGACCACGCGAAGCCCGUCUGGGACUGCUGCUUCCAUGACACAGGCGACUUUUUAGCGACUUGCUCGGCGGACUGCUCGAUUAAGUGCUUCGACGUCAACAGCCUGCGGUGUGUCGCAAGCCUGCGCGGGCACGCGGACUCGGUGAACGCGAUCUGCUUCCAGCCCUUCACAAACUGCCUGGCGAGUUGCGCUUCCGAUAAGCUGGUCAAACUCUGGGAUAUGCGGACGGGCACGCCGAUUCGCAAGCUCUCGGGGCACUCCGCAUCCUGCACAGACGUCGCCUUCAACGCGCAGGCGAAUGUGGUUGCCUCCUGCGACGCGGGCGGAUUCGUACACGUCUGGGACUUGCGAAAAAUGGAAGACGUACUCGAAAUCAGCUGCGGAACGGCUGCGGCGAACAGCUGCUCCUUCGACGCGUCUGGCCCCGUUCUCGCCGUCGGCUCCAGCGAUGGAACUGUCAAACUAGUUGAUACAGUCCAAGAGACUCUGCUGCAGACUUGCGAUGGACACGGAGACUUUGUCUUGGACGUCGAGUUCAGCGCGGACGCGUAUCUCUGCUCUGCAUGCGCCGACGGCACUGUGCGAAUUUGGGAGUCGCCCGGCGCCUCUCCGAGUCCGGAGUUUCCGGUCAAAACUCGCACCUGA